UGCGAGCAAAACGGUUGUGUUUCGUGUGUGAUCUCUCUCUGCUGCUACUGCCGCCACUACCUUUCUUCAAACUUUUUUGAACACCUUCUUUCCCCCACGGAACCGUGCGCGCCGACGUCGUCGUUCGGUGUUUAAAUCAGUCGUAGUUUUUGCUCUCCGCGAGUUAAUCCACAAAACAAAAAAUCUCCAAAAAGACACAAAUUUUAAGUUACACACUCGAAUUCGGACCCCGUGUAUUUUGAGGAAAACCCGUAAAUAAUAAUUUGUUGUAUGAGUCAGAAAGCCGAAAGACCAGUACUAUCAGGUCAACGCAUCAAGACCAGGAAAAGGGAUGAAAGAGAGAAGAAUGACCCCACGGGCUUCCGUGACGCGGUCAUUGCAGGUCUCGAAACCGCUGAAGAUUUAGAGGGAAUUUCCAAGUUUCUUGACAUUGGCGGAAACAAACUCGACUAUCGUCGCUACGGAGAAGUAUUAUUCGACAUCCUAAUCGCUGGUGGACUGCUUGUACCCGGAGGAUCUAUCUCACAAGAUGGCGAGAAACCACGUACCGAUUGCUGUAUAUUCGCAGCACCGGAAGACAUGGAAUCGAUGCGGAACCAUGAGCAGAUCUUUACGCGGCUUAUGCGCCGAUACAAGUACCUCGAGAAAAUGUUUGAGGAGGAAAUGAAGAAGGUGCUGAUCUUCAUCAAGGGUUUCACUCCACUGGAAAGGCUCAAGCUGGCGCGUAUGACGGCGCUGUGGAUCGCGAACGCGUCCAUUCCGCCCCAUGUGCUGCUCGUGCUGAACAACGAGCACCUGACCAAGGACGGGCUCGCGCUCGAGUUCCUCGUCGAGGUGUUUGUCACGUUCAAGCAGGAGAAGGGCACCGCCCAGCUGGUGACGAUCCUGCGCAAGGGCGGCCUCGAUCAGCGCCUGCUGGACUUUCUGCCGAUCAACAAGCGCAGCGAGGAGCACCUGAAGGCGGUCUUCGUCGAGAAGGAUCUCGCGGACAUCUUCAAGCUUCACAAGGCUCAGGCGAGCCAGGAGGCGAAGCGCGAACUGACGCAGCUGCUGAUCGAUGAUAUUAACGAUAACAAGACAACAAAAGAUAUUAUUAAUGACAUCAAGGACAUGUCGGCAAAAUCAAACAUUCCCGAACACGAAGUUAUUGGCCUGAUCUGGGCCACCGUCAUGUCGCUGGGCGAGUGGAACAAAAAGGAGGAAUUGGUGGCCGAGCAGGCGCUCAAGCACCUGCGCACCUACACGCCCCUGUUCGAGGCCUUCACCAGCACGAACCGGUCGGAGAUGGCGCUGCUGCUCAAGGUGCAGGAGUUUUGCUACGAGAACAUGAACUUCAUGAAGGCGUUCCAGAAGAUCGUGCUGCUGUUCUACAAAACUGAAGUGGUUUCCGAGGACUCGAUCCUCAAGUGGUUCAAGGAGGGACACUCCAACAAGGGCAAGAUGCACUUCCUGGAGCAGAUGAAGCAGUUCAUCGAGUGGCUGCAGAAUGCCGAAGAAGAGAGUGAAUCUGAGGAGGAAGAUUAAGCUCGCGCGUGAGAUUUACCCAAAAUUAUGACGAUUAUCGUGCAAGUGAAACGCGAUGGGAGAAUCACAACCACACACACACAACCAUAUUUAGCAAGUGAAACAACUGCAAACAUAUUUAUUCUAUAAAUACAAACACACACGGAACCAACAGCCGCCACUGCGUCGAGCGCGUUGUAACAGCUACACACACACUAUUGUGGAAACAUCUCAACCAUCCCGGAACAUCAACUACAGUAACAACAACAAAAUAACACUCACACACACACAAAUUUAUAUUUAAAGCAAAAAAAAAAAACAAAAUUGUAAUAAAUCUGAUACAGAAACCAAAAACAAAGCGCAACCAGUGCAGCGAUUAUUUGAACCAAGAGAAACACACAAAGCUUUCCCCUUUCCCCAAUUGUGCCCCCCCAAAAAGCAGCCGAAAACAAUUCUAAACUAGUGAAACACCCCCAAAUCCCAGCAACACGGAGCCAAUAAAAGUCCCUCCCCCCCCCAAAUUGAAACUAAAAGAAAUCAUCGAGUGGGUGACGACGGUCGAGCAAAUUUACACAGAGUUUCGAGUCUUCCACAUUUUUUGCUAACGUGUAAAAACAGCGGCAACAGCAACAACUACAGAAUUUAAUUAAUUGGUAACGAAUGUGGUGUGGACUUGAACAACUAAAGUAAAAA
This is a messenger RNA of Culex quinquefasciatus (southern house mosquito), 2196 nucleotides long. RefSeq names its product protein krasavietz (gene kra). Gene Ontology annotation, cellular component: membrane; cytoplasm. The record is from RefSeq and is a predicted model, not a curated record. The transcript is spliced from 11 exons. Gene Ontology annotation, molecular function: protein binding. Bases 271 to 1524 code for a protein of 417 amino acids. NCBI's taxonomy places the organism in Eukaryota, Metazoa, Arthropoda, Insecta, Diptera, Culicidae.